UUUUCUCCUCUCCACUUGUUCUCCCCACUGUCGGUGGCGACGGGCGGUCAUGUGAUGUUUUAAUACCCUGGGAUUUUCUUCUGGGCACGCUCCGAACGGCCUCAGUCCAGACCUUAUUUAUCGCCCGUUGCAUGUUUAACAUGGCUCCACCUGGCCGUAGGACGACGUGUUAGAGCGCCGCCCUUUUAUGCCUUUGAUGGACUCUAUAUGCGGUGAAAAAAGGCAGAAGCAAGGCGUGGCGGCAUCAGUCGUGCAGGUGGCUGCCCAUUCAGCCCCAGCAUGUUGUAGGCGGUUGCUCCAGACAGGAAGACAGGAGUGUAGCAAACAACAAAGAAGAGACGUGACGUGAAGUGAAGGGGAGAAACAGAGGAAGUCAACAUGACACCGGUAGACCAGCUGGAGCAGUAAUGAACACAAUCCAGCUGCAAGGAACAGCACCAAUACACACCAAUCUGCAGGGCUGUGAUUUGAUGAUGAAAGGGAAGGUGAACACUGCUGCUGAGAAGAACAGUCACACUAAAAGUACAAACAUGGUGUCAGACCAGUUUCAAGACGUCCAACCUUGUGCACGGACGUCCCGAACACCGAGAAAGGCAGCUACAUUUGGGAAGCGCUCCAACUCCAUGCGCAGGAAUCCUAAAGCAGAAGUCAGCAAAGCAGGAUGGCUGUACAAGCAGGCCAGUAGCGGAGUGAAGCAGUGGAACAAGAGAUGGUUUGUACUAUCUGACAGAUGUCUGUUCUACUAUAAAGAUGAGAAGGAGGACGCUGUGCUAGGGAGUUUGCCUCUGCUCAGUUUCCGGAUUGGAGGAGUGCAGCCUUUGGAUAACAUCACCCGCAAGUUUGCCUUUAAGGUGUGGUUGGAAGAGGCAGAGGAACAGCAAGAGAAUGGGGAGUUGAAAGCUCCUGUUGUGUUUUGCGUACAGGCGGAACAUGCUGGAACCAGAACAUAUUACUUCAGUACAGACAGCUAUGAAGAGCAGAAGGAGUGGAUCACAGCCAUGAGUGAGGCUGCAGAGGUCAACGUUCAUCCAUCACAGAGAUCAACCAGGGCUGUCACAGCUGACCAGGCCAUGGUUACUAGAGACACUGACCUGCAAAUAGAACUCAAACAACAGACAGAACCUAACGAAAAUGACAUUACAGUAGACACGUUGGAAACACCCCCAUUGUCAACCCCUUGCUCUGGUCAUGGCACAGUUCAUAAGAAUGGGAGACACAGAGAUGGUGGAGGACAAACUGAAGAUGAAGGUGGAGGGCCUGGUUGUGGCAAUGCUCAAACAAACCAGAAUCCAAAUGGUUGGAGCAAUCAUUUCCCCCCCGGCUCCAUGCUCCAAAACUACAACAGCAAACCUGCUCAGUCCCAAAGUCACAGCACUUGUACACCUCAAAGACAACCAGAAAGAGUUGUCCACCCACCAAAAGACUUAAGGGAACAGCACCACAAUGUUGUCCUGAGGAGGGGUUUUGUUCCCAGAACUGCCCCUGAGAGAGCGGCCCAAAGGAAAAGCUCAAUGGCACAGCUGCAGCAUUGGGUCAACCAGCGGCGGGUCAUGGUGUCCCAGGAGGACAUCAACAGUCCAUGCCAUUAUUACCCAGCGAGUCAAGGGUUGAACUACUAUGGCUACGCUAGUGGCCCCCACUAUUUGGAGGAGUACCCGCUGUACCCACCAGGAGUCCGGCCUGAUAGCAUUUGCUCUGUCUCUGCCGUGGGGGGCUAUGACAACCGCUGGGCUAUUGAGGAAAAGCGACGCUCAUUGAGGGAUGGGCCUCACCAGUUGUACGGUCCGCCCACCCCGAGGGACUCAUGGGGACCACAGUACUACAGUGGAGUUGAGAAGUCUAUGAGACGUCUUUCCAUCCAGCCGCGUUCCAGGUCUGUGCCCAGGUCACCAUCCUUGUCCUCUCGGGGGGCCUACUCACCAGUGUCAAAUAACUUUGCCUCACCGGCUCGAUCACCAUCUGCACAUUUUGACCGUUUUUCGGGGAGGAUGAGGGAUGACGUGAUCUAUGCUGAUCCGUCUGUCUAUAACCUAAGGAGAUCACUCAGCUCGCCAAAGUAUGACUACUCUGGUGAUAGGAGGUCCAUAAAUCAAGGACUAUACCACCACAACUACCCUGUUUCCCCUUCCAUCCACAAUAAAAUGGACGACAUAUUAGAUCUCCAGCUCCAACGCAACUUGGAUUAUUUAGACCAGCAGGUGCCUCCUUUCCAUGAUGUCUACAGAGAGUUACACCCAACACUGAAGCUAAAUGAAAUUGAAACAAGCAAACUCUUGGGGCGGCUGUGUGAGCAAAAUCACAUUGUGAAAGAUCACGAAGCAGUGGUCCACAGACUCCGAAUGGACAAGGACAGCCUCGAGGAGGCAUUGGUGGCUACCCAUCAGGAGAUGGAGAAGUACCAUAACCAGCCUGUCGCCGUGGAAAAGCUACAUAUCAAAAAGGAAACCCUCCAAAACCAGCUAAUCAACAUCAGAGGGGAGCUGUCCCAGGCCUCAAAUGCUUUAACUACCACUCGUAUGGAAUUUGAAGCAUUAGAGGAUGAGGCUCACGCUAUUCACGGAGAUCUAUGGGAACAACUUAAUGGCGGCUUGCAGAGUGAAUUGGUUCGAAGGCACAUCCAGAAAGAGUUUUGGAGAGUCCAGGAUAUAUUAGAGGGCCUACACAAGAAUCACUCAUCCAGAGGCACUGAUACAGCAAAGCACAGAGUGGCCAGUGGUGCUUCGGGCUCCUUUAGCACCAAUAGUCCAGCCAGUCCCCUCAGCUCAGUAAGCCUCACCAGUCCUCUCAGCCCCUACUCCCCAGUGCCCGGCUCCCAGGUCUCCCCCUCUAAACACCUGGGCCCGGAGGAAAGUGCACCCCCAAGGCCCCCCCUCCCCAAGUCCUAUUUCGCUUUGGAACCUUCUACUUCCUUUCCCCCCUCUAUUCCCCCCUUGCCCUUUGACAGCACCAUCUGGCUACACAGCUUGGGAAUCGAUGAUGGUUUCUUUGAUGUUGAAGAUUCUCACAUCAGAAAGAUUAAGUUCGGAGAACAGAAUAAUAUUGGUGCUCCACAAGACCAAGGCCCAGAAAGGCAAUCCGCCAUGAAUAAAGUUGGUAUUGUCCCUCCAAGAACCAAGUCACCUGCUGACGACUCACCGAGCUGGUCUGCUAGAGUUUCCCAUCAUAAUGGGAGAAUGCCUAAUGGGAUUACUAGGGAGCGUCCAAAGAGUGCUGUGUUUCCAUCUGAGCUUAGGUCCAAGAUGAGUGUGGAGGAACAAAACGAAAGGAUCCGUCGCAACCAGAGCACCUCUGUACGGGACAAAAGAAGGAGUCUUAAUCUUUCAGGCGGGCAGUCUCCAGCGAGCUACAGAGUGAUUCGACGGCGGCAAACGGCUCAUGAGAUUGACAUCAAGGAUUUAGAGGCAGCAGUCAGAGGACAGGGACUGGAGUCACCUCGUGAGGAAAUCGCCCGUUUGAGACGGUUACAGAUUGAACCAGAACACUAUGACCUUGACAUUAACAAAGAGCUAAUGGCUCCUGACAAGGUUGUUAUCCCAGAGCGCUACUUGGAUAUGGAAGAUAACACCCCUCUGAGCCCCGAGGAGCAGAAGGAAAAGCAGAAGAAACUCGAGCGGAUCAAGACCUUAAUUGCCAAAUCCAAUCUGCAAAAUGUGGUUCCUGUCCUGGACGGCCCCGUCGAGGGCGGAGCCUCAGUCAAUUCCCAGCAGCAAUUGCAGGAGCAGCAGAAGCGCAUUGAGAUCUCCUGCGCGCUGGCUGCCGAAGCCUCUCGUCGCAGCCGCCUCCUCUCGGCCCAGUGUGCCCCAGAACCCCCCACAUCCCCAACCAGCCUGCACCCUCCCCCUUCCUCUGCUGACUUCCCCACCUCCUCAUUAUGAAUGCCUGACUAGGACCAGCUCAAGCCCUGUCUGCUGUCAAGUUUGAUGGAGCAUCUUUUUGAGGACUUACUGUGUGAAACUGACAAUGCUGAUUUACCUCAAACAAAAAAGUGACAUGAACUUUUUAAAGCACCUUGAUCCAACGAAAUCAAGGCGAGUUGUCGGCAUCCCAGCGAGGAAACAGAGCGCCUCCACUUGGAAGAAAGCGACACAGACUAAACGAGCAACUCCGCAACAUUCAAUUCAUCCUGCGCUGUAACCCUGCAACCCAGUGGCCAGUAUCGACUGUAUGUUUCCUACCAGAGCGCUCAAGUGUAAUAUAUCUCGUGCUUCAAAAUAUGUAAAACGGCAACAUCAUUUAGCUCAGGACAAAGUAGAGAUUACUGAUGGACUGUGAAUGAAAGUAAGAUUCUUGGAUUCCAUUUUCAUUUAAAGCAAGGUAAUAAUAACAACCUGUUCUGGGUUUUAAAGAGCUCACUGACACGUGGCACCUUCAGUGAGAACACACCAGUGCUUUCAGACCCAAUGAGUUCCCAAUGAGGUUGGGUUUUGAACCGCGAUGGCAGUCAUGGGAACAUUGACUACUGACUGGACAAAAAAGCCUUUUAUUCAGUCUGAAAAAUAAAAUACCUGAUCCAAUCCCAUCCUAACAGUUUAAACCGAAUUAAGAAAAAAAUUAAAACAAAUAAAAAUGCCAUUUAUAUAAAGCCUUUCAAGAGACCCAAAGACAGUGAACAUGAAUUUUUUUUCUGGGCAACAUGUUUACCUGUAGCGUUGGCUUGGAUAAUAGGAUUGGGCUGCUCAUACUGUAUAUACACAGUAAUUGCACUAAAAAAAAAAAAAAAAAAAAAAAAAAAUUAAACACGUUUGCAUUUCUGUUUCGACCAAAAAUAUUUGGGGAAAAAACGUGCGCGGAAAUGAAACAGUUAUGUGUUCCAGAUACACGAACUUUCGACCACAACUCUGUCCAAAAAGCAAGCCUUUGUCAAUGGUUGUCAUUUCCAGAAGCCAAAUCAUAACAAGGCAAAAAGGAUGAGAUCAAGACAAAAACUCACCUGGCCAUCAUGUGCAGCUCAUCCACAUAUUUAUUCAAACAUAUAUUACGUACGUUUAAUAUUGCUCAAGAAAUGAACCCACUGAUUGUCUACACGUCUACUGUACGUUUAGAAUGUUUGAUAUGUGUUUAAUAGUAGCAGGCGACACAAGUUCAGUGAAAAUAGAAGUGACCUUAGAGGUGGAACUCAAAAAUUGUCUGGGGGGCGGGGUUAGCUUGGAGGAAAUACAGUCGCUACGAAAUACUGUCUCAUAAAAUAAUGGUUAUCUUUCAUUCAAACAUGUAGUGCAAUAUGUCGAAAAUGGGUGAGCAUUUGAUACUUUUUUAUUUUUUAUUUGUAUGGUGACAUUCAUGAUAAUAUCCAUGCCGCGAGUUAAUAUUCAAAAACCUCCAAAAUGGCCGGCAUAAUUCAAUUUAUUCCUCGGAUUUAACGGAAUCAAUACAGGUCCGAAAAAAAACAAACACAUAUCUGGUCAAAUAUAACUAGAACUACUUAUAAAUAAUCUUUCGCUGUACAUUUCAGGAGUUUAUUUCUAUUCAACAUGGACGUUAUUUCUUGUCAGUUUAUAGCUUUAAGAGGACCAACCAAAACAAACAAAUUCCAGAAAUUCUUUUAUUAUUAUUAUUGUUUUAAAGACAUACACACAUUUCAAAUGCAAUGUUGAAUUCAACGUGUUGUUGUUGUUUGUGUUUGUGUGUCAAGCUGCUACUUAAUUGCAGAUGCGUGGAUGCUUCGCAGCCGUGCGAAGGCUCAAUCACGUUAGUAUUUGUUAAUAUUGACACAAAACAUCAAAUGUUACUACUACUCAAUAUGACUCGACUCCAAACUACCUUUAUUAAGCAGGAUAAAACAAUGAUAAAAUCAAGUUGAAACUUUGAAACAUGCGCCUUUUUUUUUUUUUUUUUCGUCUUGUGUAUCGCCACGCAUAACAUUUUCCUUUUCUUGCGCCUCGAUGUCCAUGUGGCCUGUCUUUGUGAAACCGGAUUUCAAGUAAAUGUUAGAAAAUGCUCCUCACUAUAGCAAAAACAAAACAAAGAUUUAUUCGAUUGUCUAUU
This is a messenger RNA of Phycodurus eques (leafy seadragon), 5985 nucleotides long. It is a transcript of the gene plekha6, whose product is annotated as pleckstrin homology domain containing, family A member 6. The coding region runs from base 408 to 3875 and encodes 1155 amino acids. Lineage: Eukaryota; Metazoa; Chordata; Actinopteri; Syngnathiformes; Syngnathidae. The transcript has 27 exons. The record is from RefSeq and is a predicted model, not a curated record.